Molecule: messenger RNA, 644 nt
Organism: Nanorana parkeri
Lineage: Eukaryota; Metazoa; Chordata; Amphibia; Anura; Dicroglossidae
Gene: ZNF593
Product: zinc finger protein 593
Exons: 4
Coding region: 65-448 (127 amino acids)
Molecular function (GO): nucleic acid binding; zinc ion binding
Source: RefSeq, a predicted model, not a curated record
AGUGAAUGUGAAGCAGCUUCCUUUCGAGCAUGGUGGAUGAAACAUUGAGGAGUAAAAACCAGAUAUGACUCGUUCAAAGCAGAUUGGGAAUCACAAAAAUGAUAAAAAGAAAAAUAUUGCGAAGAGUUGGAAAACCAAGAGGAGAGUGAAGGAUAUAGAUCAAAUACAUGUAGAUAUGCUCCCCGAGAAUUCUGGGCGUUUGUUAAAGCAGGAAAUUGACUAUGAUGUCCCUGGAAAUGCUCAGCACUACUGUCUACAUUGCGCGAGAUAUUUUGUGGAUCUGAAGACGUUAAAAGAGCAUUUCAAAACUAAAGUCCACAAAAGAAGGCUAAAGCAACUGAGAGACGAGCCGUACACUCAGGAAGAAGCAGAAAGAGCAGCGGGCAUGGGCUCCUACAUAUCACCAAAACCAGUCCAGGUUCAGACACAGGAGGUAGCAAUGGAAUGAUUACCCCUUACUUUGGAAUUUCAUAGACCCUGUGGACAGAAACUGAAUGGCUUACCUUCUGUCUUCUGGUCGGAAACCAUGCGAAUGUGGAACUUGCAGUUUCUAACAGUAACACCUUUUUGAUUUAUGCAUAUCAUUUGUCUAGUCAAAACACUUUGGUGUACUGCAGAGAGGCUGAUCUAUUAAAUAUUUCCUU